UCCUUUUAACUUGCGGCCCCUGACUUUCCUGAGAGUAUUUCCGGUUCCGGCUGUGGGCCGGAGAAGACAUGGCGGCGACUGCGUCGGCGGCUGCAGGGGAGGAGGACUGGGUACUUCCCUCUGAAGUCGAGGUGCUAGAGUCUAUCUAUCUGGAUGAACUACAGGUGGUUAAAGGAAACGGCAGAUCUUCACCGUGGGAGAUCUACAUCACCCUGCACCCUGCCACUGCAGAAGACCAGGAUUCACAGUAUGUAUGCUUCACUCUGGUGCUUCAGGUCCCAGCACAGUACCCCAAUGAGGUGCCACAGAUCUCUAUCCGUAACCCCCGAGGACUCUCAGAUGAACAGAUCCACAAGAUUUCACAGGCACUGAGCCAUGUGGCCAACGCUGGGCUGGGUACCGCCAUGCUCUAUGAACUCAUCGAGAAAGGGAAGGAAAUCCUCACGGACAACAACAUCCCCCACGGCCAGUGCGUCAUCUGCCUCUAUGGUUUCCAGGAGAAGGAGGCCUUUACCAAAACACCGUGUUACCACUACUUCCACUGCCACUGCCUCGCUCGGUACAUCGAGCACAUGGAGCAUGAGCUGCAGGCUCAAGGCCAGGAGCAGGAGCGGCCACAUGCCGCAACCAAGCAGAAGGCAGUCGGUGUGCAGUGUCCGGUGUGCAGAGAGCCCCUCGUGUAUGAUCUUGCCUCACUGAAAGCAGCCCCCGAACCCCAACAGCCCAUGGAGCUAUACCAGCCCAACGCAGAGAGCUUGCGCCAACAAGAAGAGCGCAGGCAGCUCUACCAGAGGCAGCAGGAGCGGGGGGGCAUCAUAGACCUCGAGGCUGAGCGGAACCGGUACUUCAUCAGCCUCCAGCAGCCUCCUGCCCCUGUGGAGCCUGAGUCGGCUAUAGAGGCCUCCAGAGGAUCCCAGCCACCCAGUGCCCUUGCCACAGAACUGUCCACCUCAUCAGCUGCCCAACCCAACCCAUCAGCUCCUCUGCCCGUGGCCUCCCAGUACACGUGUGAGAAGAUUGCAGGGGCUGGGCGAAAUCAGCAAAGGUUGGGCGAGACCCAGAAAGCUAUGCUAGACCCCCCCCGGGCCAGUCGAGGCCCCUGGAAACAGCCUGAACGGAGGCACCUAAAGGGAGGGGAGUGCCAUGCCCACAGAGGUUCCAGUGACACCCAGGAACUGCCACCUCCUGAGGGGCCCCUCAAGGAGCCCAUGGACCUAAAGCCAGAAUCCUGUAGCCAAGGGGUUGAAGGUCCUCCCCAAGAGAAGGGCCCUGGCAACUGGCAGGGUCCCCCACCCCGCAGGACUCGGGACUGUGCUCGCUGGGAGCGCUCCAAGGGUCGGACACCAGGUUCCUCCUACCCCCGCCUGCCUCGGGGUCGGGGAGCCUAUCGUCCUGGUACUCGAAGGGAGCCCCUGAGCCUGGAGUCUGAGGAUGGUUCCUAGCAGUACUGUGGGGGGCAGGGACUUGGGGGGGCAGGGGGGCAAUAAAGAGAUUUGGCCUUG
Callorhinus ursinus (northern fur seal) is the source of this 1502-nucleotide messenger RNA. It is a transcript of the gene RNF25, whose product is annotated as ring finger protein 25. Gene Ontology annotation, molecular function: protein binding; ubiquitin protein ligase activity. The record is from RefSeq and is a predicted model, not a curated record. Gene Ontology annotation, biological process: protein ubiquitination. NCBI's taxonomy places the organism in Eukaryota, Metazoa, Chordata, Mammalia, Carnivora, Otariidae. Gene Ontology annotation, cellular component: nucleus.